GGCCCGGGGGCCCGCGGUGGCGACGGUGGUGGCGGCGGCUCCUCCUCCUCCUCCCCUUCCUCCCGCCUCUCGUCGCCCCGCGGCUUUGUGGCGCUGCGCCGGGGGAGGAUGAACGGAGGAUAAAUGGUGCCCAAAGCGGACAGCGGCACCUUCCUCCUGCUCUUCCUGCUGGUGCUGAGCAUCACCGAGCCGCUGCGGCCAGAGCUCCGCUGCACCCCAGGGCAGUUUGCGUGUCGGAGUGGUACCAUCCAGUGCAUCCCUUCGAAUUGGCAGUGUGAUGGAUGGCCCACCUGUGAGGACGAGAGUGAUGAAGUUGACUGCCCAGGCUUGACAGGGGACCAGCGAACUUACCAUGGGAAGGAAAAUGUGGACUCCAGGCAUAAUCGAGGGAGGGGAGGAGAGACGACCCGCUUUCACACUGUCAAUGUGGCACAGCCUGUCCGAUUUAGCAGUUUCCUAGGAAAGUGCCCAACAGGGUGGCACCACUACGAGGGCACAGCUAGCUGUUACAGAGUGUAUUUAAACGGGGAGAACUACUGGGACGCCGUGCAGACAUGUCAGCGGGUGAAUGGAUCCCUUGCCACCUUCACUGCAGACCAGGAGCUAAGAUUUAUCCUGGCACAGGAGUGGGACUUGGAAGAAAAGACAUUUGUAAGGAAGGACCAACGUAGGUUCUGGGUUGGUUAUCAGUAUGUGAUCACAAAUCGAAAUCACUCCCUAGAAGGCCACUGGGAAGUAGCUUAUAAAGGCUCUUCAGAAGUAUUUUUACCCCCUGACCCUAUCUUUGGUACGGCUAUGUCUGAAAAUGAAAACGUUCUUUGUGCCCAGCUUCAGUGUUUCCAUUUUCCUACCCUUCGGCACCACGGUUUACACAGCUGGUAUGCUGAAAACUGCUACGAGAAGUCGUCAUUCCUCUGCAAAAGGAGCCAGACUUGUGUCGAUAUCAAAGACAACAUUGUUGAUGAAGGCUACUAUUUCACUCCAAAAGGGGAUGAUCCCUGUCUGAGCUGCACGUGUCAUAACGGUGAACCUGAGAUGUGUGUGGCUGCUCUGUGCGAACGGCCACAGGGAUGUCAGCAGUACCGCAAAGACCCGAAGGAGUGCUGCAAAUUUACUUGUUUAGACCCAGAUGGGAACAGCUUGUUUGACUCAAUGGCUGGUGGAAUGCGUCUGAUAGUUAGCUGCAUUUCAUCCUUCCUCAUCCUCUCUUUGCUGCUCUUCAUGGUUCACCGGCUACGCCAGAGGCGGAGAGAGCGCAUAGAGUCUUUGAUCGGAGCAAAUUUGCACCACUUCAACUUGGGCCGCAGGAUGCCUGGUUUUGAUUAUGGUCCUGAUGGUUUUGGAACUGGCCUUACUCCACUGCAUCUUUCAGAUGAUGGGGAAGGGGGAGCAUUUCAUUUCCAUGAUCCGCCUCCACCCUAUACUGCUUACAAGUAUCCAGACAUUCAACAUCCAGAUGACCCACCUCCUCCUUAUGAGGCUUCUGUCAAUCCAGACAGCAUCCUUUGUUCCACUCCAGAUGGAGUUCUUUCUCAGACUGUGCAGAGCAGUCCUCCAUCACUAGGAAACUGUGAUGUAUCCCCACAGCUUACAGAGGGAUCGCUUCCUCCCUCAGUUGGUCCUUCUCCAGUGGAGCUGGAAGACUCUGCUGACAGCAGCACCUUUCUUGUCCCUCCCGACACACCGCUAAAUGAAAACACACCGGCAGAAACUCUUACGGGCAGCCGUCACAGCCACUGUUCUCUCAAUACCAUUGUAUAAAGGAAUAAAAAGCCGACUGCCGGUCAGAAAUAGUUUUAGCAACUGUUUGCACAGACAAACACUAAUCCAUGGUUUGAACUUCAGAAGGAAUCUCCACUUUGUUUUGAACACUGCUUUUAUGUUCUAGAUUAGGAUCGUGCCUCUUGUUUUUGGCUGUCGUUACUCGUUCACUAAUCAGUUUGUCCUGUAAAUAUGGACUGUAUAACUGCUCUUUUUUUUUUUUUUUCCAUUGGCUAUGGAAAAGAAUGCAGAGAAUUCCUUUGACUUCUAAGGAGAGGAAAAGUAUGGGUAGUGUUUUUUUUUGUUGUUGUUUGUUUGUUUUUUAACUGAGAGGAAACAAAAUCUACAUCAGAAAAAGCUGCUUGGAUUUGGCUGGAUACCACUGGACCCAGGGAACAGACGAUGGAAGAGGGGGGUGGGGGCAGUCAUUGUUCAAUCAGUUGCUUUCUCGUGCUUCAGUGCUACACUUGGAAAAGACAGAGAAGACUGAACUGCAGGGGAAGGGGCUAGGUGUCUGUUACACAGAGCAGGAACACUGAGGAGCUAAAACAUGUUACCACAUAAGAGUUACACAGUACAAAAUGUGUGUUUUGAUCUGCCUUGCUGUUACAAAACACCCUAGGGACUGGAGGAUAAAUGAUCUACACAAUGUGCGACUUUGUUUAUGGAAGUGGGUACUAAGAAAACUAGGAUUUGCAAUUACAAUUCUGUUGUUGGUGGCUGCAAAAUGUAAUGCUGUAAGGUAAACUUCUGUGCUAUAAAAAAAUGGGUCUGUGCAGGGCUGGGCUGGCAUCCCUUCAGUAGAAUCCUCGUACAUGUCAGGUAGUGCUUAAGGGAAGAGACGGGGAGCGGUUAACUUUGACACAGUCUAACUUCACUAUAUGAAGCCCCUGUUUGUUGUAAUCCCAUAAGGAAGACUGAAAUGUUUUUCUUUGUAGUUUAACUCCUUUACAAUGAACAGUUGCACAAAACUGGCCUGGAUAAGAGACCAUUGUUCUUGCUUUUCUUAUUGCAUGCUAUAUUUAGCAUGUGUGUUCCCUCCUUUCCAUUUCACUUCUUUACAGUUUCUACAAAUAACAUUUAAAAACACUGAUCAACACACUGUACAUAAUGUUUAAUUGGACACUUGUUUCUUAUCCUAAUCCUAUAAAUGCCAACCCUGUUCUAGGAAUUCUCCCCACCCACACCCCAAACCAUUUAUCCAGGUUCCACAAGGGGUUAUAAUGAGGUUAGCGUACUUAAAUCAGUAAAGCAGUCUGCUUCACUCUGAUAUGUGAUCUUCAAUUUUCCCCUCAGAUUGAAUUCUUUAAGCUAAUUUAAACAUUGCAAAAAGAGAUUAAUUCACUCCCUCACUAAUCCCAAAGUCAAGCACUGUUGGCUUUGAUAAUGAGUGCAAAACAAUCUUUACAGGUGGUUUUAAGUUUAAGUGGGAUUGUAGUGUACAAAUAAUUUGCCCCUACCCUCCAUCCUCCUCCUGCCUCUGCUUCUCCUUGACUUACUGUAGCAGCCAGCAGAUGAGAUAAAUUAUAAGGAAUAUGUAAAGAAUGCCCCUUGUGAGUGUUCUCCUAUUACCUUAUGAAGGGUACAAGCCUAGAGGGACAGGAAGAAAACACUGCAUGGGGGUGUAUAUGUGAAUUAUUUUUCUAGUAAUGAUGAGAAAUCAUACUUGUAUGACAAAUCCUAACCCACUGUUGUGGUUUCCCAGUGCAGCUGACUUUUCCCUAUUGAAUAUGCUGCUACUUUCUAUUCUGUGUCUUGCCUAUAGGCUUAUACUGUACUUGAGGAUUGGUCUUGACAAUUCAACUCCUUUUGCACAGAAAACUGUGAGUUUCAUUAUUGAGAUCAUAUCUGGAGUCUUGACAUUCAGACAUUUGCUAACAAUCUUGAAUCCGUUGGAGAGUGAAUCACAGUUCUCGUGUGCGCUGCUGCCGCGCGAGUAGGAGGAAGCACUGUUAGGAAGCCUCUCCGCCUGGAGUCGUACCACCACGGCGCGUCCUGUUCUCUGGUGACUGGCUCUAACGUGAGCAGCACGAAAUGAGAGGAGCAAUUCUCCACCCUGGGGGAUCUGUUGCCAUCUCCUCCUCUGAGUUCAAGUCCUGGUCUAACGAAGUGGAUGGAUAGCAGUAGUGAGAACCAUGCAUACAAAUUGAGCAUUUCUGAAGUAUGAAAAUAAAGCGGGUUUUGUGCAUUUUUGAGCACAUUCAUACGUUUUAUACAUUGUAUGUACUGAUUUUUCUUUAGUUUUGUAGGUACGAAUGCGUGUGUGUGCGUGUGUGUGUCUCUGGGUGGCGAUAUAUAUAUAAAAAUAUAUAUACUGUAGACGGUACCCUUUGUGCUGCGUCCAGCUAGGUGAAGCUAAGCACUGGGAUAUAAACUAGGCUCUUAGGGUUAAUACUUCUCUGAAGCUGGCUACACUCUGUUGUAGGACAGGAUGUGAUAGUGUACACUUAAGUAGGAUGCGAAGUCUAUGCUACUACAGUCUGUUCCUGAAAAUAUUUUGUUAGCAGUGCAAAUUAGAAAACUUCUAAUUCCUUUUGAAGCCAGAUGGAACGUUCAUUCUCUGUAGUAUCCUAGCGCAAUAACAAAAGGCCUUUUGGCUUGGUUUAGUCUCUGAAGCUGUGUUUUGUGGUUGAGGUGAACAGAUACCUUACCUCACACAUCUCAUAACACUGCAGGAAUCUGUUCAAUAUAUAUUUUUAUUUUACUUUUGGUUCUGUGGUGAAUUUAUUGAAAACUUCAUGAUAGCUCCCGGCUAUAGUUGUUCCAAAUGUGGGCUUCUUUGUAGAGGCCUCAGUGUAAUAUUUUUCCUAUAGCUUCUGAGCCUUUCCCACUUGUUGUAUGUUGGCACAGAGGCUGCAACUUCCUCUCUUUUUCCCUAUCCUUCAUCUUAACUGUAAACGAAGAGAGAUCUUGCCUUGAAUGGAGCAGCUCACUAAGUAUAGCUCUCGUUUACCUCUCAGUGAGCUUCUAAUUUGGCAAUAAAAUUGUCAUUUCUUUCCCAUUUUAAUGUAGCUUUUUCACAUUGAGUUUUCUCUCUUGGAGUAAGAGCCUCUGUAGCAGAGAACGUCACAACUGCUAAGACUUCUGGGCCAACUGGGGAAGGGUUAGUUUUCUUGACAGCAGUUGACUCCUCAGCAAAACUUCCUUGCCCUUGGCAAGGUGACUGGUACAUAGCGUUGUUCCGAGCGCCAAUUAAAGAGUUUGAAGCUUGAUGCUUGCCUGAGGAAGACCUUAUUGUUUUGAUUGCCAUUAGACUGAUGAGAUCUUUUUGAGUUAUUUUGUGCAUUGAUUUUUUUUUUUUUUUAAUUUCCCCCCCAUCACUGUUCACUUCUCUGGAUGUUUUUCUUAUCUACUGGUGCAUCCCCGAUCUUCCUCCAGAUACAGCAGGGGAGGUUCCAUUACCUUAUCGUUCCUUGCAGCACAAAUGAGCAAAGAGGGCAUUUCUCUUUGAAUGUUCCUGACCACAAUCUAUCUUGUCAGGUGUCAGUGCUCUGUCCUGUGCAGGGCUCACGCAUCCCAUUGUGGCCUCUAAAAAACCGUUCCUCAGUUUCCCCUUCCUUACUACGUACUGUGGUGCCAUAUUGAGGUCUCUGCUGUUCCUUCAUGGGCAGUCAUAGAUAUUCACUUGUAUCGAUGUUAUCAGUGAUACACGUACGCGGUCUCACAGCAGCCUCUCUUUUUUUACUAGGUGAGUUGUAGAAUAUCGUAACGUUAGAAAGACGGUGGGGUUUAGUUCUGUGCUAGAAGAUCAAAAUUGUCAUUCAGAUGUACAAAAAAUUGUCUGCGUAAUGUUUGGUUGUGUCUAGUCCUGAGUCUCAGAUGAUUCCUUUAUCCAUUUGUGACAGGGCGCUGGUCGAGAAGAAAAAAGAAGCAGGUGACUUUUUCCUGAAAGCUUAAUCUUACAGUCUGCGCUCAGGCAGCACUCCUGGCGGUCGCUGGGCUCUGCCUGAGCCGGUGGCACAGGGCUUGUCCGAUUCAUGUGUCUCUGAAGUUUCACCUGGGAAGAAAUUGUGACCAGUAACUUACUGUUCUUUUCCCACCUAAUGUUAAUUGAAUUUGAAGCUGUUUUAAAAACUGUUUUUAUAUUUCAGAAGUCAUUUUUUUUCAGUGAUAGAGCCCUGAAGUUUUGCUGUUUUCUCAUAUGAUUCAUAACAUCUCUAAGUUCCUGAAAUGUAUUUUUUCCUCUCUACUUAGCUAAAGAACAUGAAAUAUACAGAAAUUUAUUUUAAAUAUCCCUCGCAAGUUGGGAACUGGACCCUAAAAUUAGAACACAUCAGUGUAGAGGAGGCAAAUCAAUCAAAGUUCAUACAUUUUGCUUUCACCGUUACCCAGUUCCAAACGAAAUCUGUGUUUCUUUGGAAUAGAUGCAUUCAGCGGUGAGGAUCUGCUUCCCCUAACAAUGUUCUGCAUUAGCUGCCUGCUACGGUACGACAUAGCUUUAAUUUUCCAGUAUUGUGCACCUUGAACGUUGAGUGGGUUGGAGCUGAUGCCAGCAGAGAUGCUGCACUUGCAGCCUGCGUGCAUGGCCAUGCUGCACUGUAAUCUGAAUGUCAGACUUGUGUAUGCCUGGGAGGCUGAGAGAGAGAAUGAGACACUGCUUUUUACCUUCUCUUGGAAAAUAAUUUUAGCCAACGCUGCAUUUGCAGGCUUCUCCUGUGUAGUUGGUUUGUGACUGGAUUUAACUGUGGCAGUGUAUAAAAGAUUUUGAUAUUCUGUGAAAUACCAUGUAGAAUUUAAAUUUGAUACUAUAAUAAUUCAGUCCCUGUGACACUGUUUUUUGUUUUAACUUCUUUCUUUGGGGUUGGCACUAAUCUUUCUUUUUCUCAAGAUGCUGUGAGAAACAUUUCAUCCAAAUGCCAAAUAAAUUGUGUUCUGUAAGACGAA
Oxyura jamaicensis (ruddy duck) is the source of this 6645-nucleotide messenger RNA. It is a transcript of the gene DGCR2, whose product is annotated as DiGeorge syndrome critical region gene 2. Gene Ontology annotation, cellular component: membrane. Gene Ontology annotation, molecular function: protein binding. Bases 124 to 1761 code for a protein of 545 amino acids. Lineage: Eukaryota; Metazoa; Chordata; Aves; Anseriformes; Anatidae. The record is from RefSeq and is a predicted model, not a curated record. The transcript is spliced from 10 exons.